GGCCAGGUUUUCUUUGGCUGUAGCAGCCACUGCGAAGAGAAGGGCUGGUGGGGAGGGAGUACAGUGGGACCACUCCGCGCUUCCUCUUAAAGGGCUCGCUAUUGGGAUGGCCACCAGGUGGAGGACGGAGCGGUGAUUUCGAGGGGCCACUGAACUGCUGCCAGGAAUCAGAUCGUGUGUUGUUUUUUUGGUCGUUUGCAAAGUUUCCUAGAGGGGGAACAUAAGCGAACGCCGGCACAUGAACCGGUCGCCGCCUCAAAGGAAAGGCCUGUGCAAGCAUACCUCGAGAAUAAGGCGAAUCUGAAACCGAGUCGUCCAUAUCUGCAGCCGUCCGAGCGUGAGGAGCGGGGGUUCCAGAAAUGAAGCCAGUGUGUGCAGCCGAUUAAAUAGAAGUCUUGUGUUUUGACGUAUUUACAGUGGAAUAAAUGUCCGCGGACCAGUUAGAUUAAAUAGGGCGUAGCGUCUGCAGCAAUCAUUACUAGUUUAAAAAAAAGACUUUUAUUCCAUUACCCCACCACCCGCCCAGCAACACUCACCGGGUUACAUACUUUUCCUUUCAAAGAAAGAGAUGACGACUGAGAACCCGCAGCAGCAUUUGGAUCCUCCGGCGUCUGUCAGGUCCAGCCCGGUUCCCGGAGUGUUAAAAUCGGCCUUGAUCAGCCAGCAGUCGCCGGCGAUGGAAAACUCCGCCUUGGCCAAAAUCAAGAAGACCAACGGUGGGUUGCGGCGGCCGGAGAAGCCCCCUUAUUCUUACAUCGCUUUGAUCGUAAUGGCUAUACAGAGUUCCCCGACCAAGAGGCUCACCCUGAGCGAGAUCUAUCAGUUCCUGCAAACCCGGUUCCCCUUCUUCCGAGGGUCUUACCAGGGAUGGAAGAACUCGGUGCGUCACAAUCUGUCGCUGAACGAGUGCUUCAUCAAAUUGCCCAAAGGACUCGGCAGGCCAGGGAAGGGACAUUACUGGACCAUCGACCCUGCCAGUGAAUUCAUGUUUGAGGAAGGCUCCUUUCGCCGUCGACCCAGAGGGUUCCGUAGGAAGUGCCAGACGCUCAAGCCCAUGUACAGGAUGAUGAACGGCUUGGGAUUUGGCCCCUCCAUUAUUCCCCAAACCUUCGACUUCCAGAAUCCCGCUGCUUCCCUGUCCUGCCACGCCAGCGGUUACAAUCUGGAGAAUAGCCUCAGCAUGAUGAGCAAUUCCUUAUCAGGGAACUAUGAUGGACUCAGCAGCGGGCAUCAUAUCCCCCACAUGUCCCCUAACCCUGGCUCGACUUACAUGGCCAGUUGCCCCGUGUCUUCCGGUGGAGAGUAUGGUCCCGAUAGUAGCAGUAGCCCGGUGCCAUCGUCCCCCGCUGUGGCCAGUGCGCUGGAGUGCCACUCGCCAUACUCAGCCUCAUCUGCCCCAUGGUCAUCCUCGGGAGGAUCCCCGUACAUUAAGCAGCAGAGCCUGGGCCCCAUCAACUCCGUCCCUUCCAGCCUUCACCCCAGCAUGUCCACCUACUCGCUGGAGCAAAGUUACCUGCACCAAAACACAAGGGACCCCGCAGAAAUCACAGUGGGCCUACCUCGUUAUCAGACUCACUCCUCGCCCGUAUGUGACAGAAAAGAUUUUGUGCUCAAUUUCAAUGGGAUUUCAUCUUUCCACCCAUCGGCUAGCGGGUCAUACUACCAUCACCACCACCAGGACAUCAAACCGUGUGUCAUGUGAAAACCUUCUUUUAAAUCAGCUUCGAUUUAGUGCGUAUUUAAUUUUUAGUAUUAUCAUUAUUGAUGUUAAAUCCAAGCCAGGGUGCGACAUGGCAGAGUUGGAAGCUUUACAUCGAUCCGUGAUCUUCAUCAUAAACAAGCCGCUGGUGACAUGUUAGUAUUUCUAGAUCAGCGACGCUGCGGACAAUUAAAAAAAAAAAAAAGCGAAUCGUCUCCUUUGCUUGAGUUCCGUGGAUCCAAACAAGAAAUAAUUUAGGAUAAGACAAACUGUCCGGAUGACUCGUCAAAUUAGUUAAGAAUGAAGAAAUGGUGCAUAUUCCAAGCGACAAAUUAUUCUAUAGCAGCAUUCGAUUCCUAUAUCAAUAUUAACGAGCUGGAUGUUUAGUGAUGAGCUUUAGUGCAUUCUAUUUAUAUAUAAAUCUUGGAAUCAAAACGUCAAACUUGAUACUCUGACAGUAUCACAUACUGAUACGAAAGGUUUUGCGAGGAAUAUAGAAUUUUUUUUGCCAUAAAAUAUAAUAAGGCACAUGUAUGCACGCUUUUAUAAAUAAAUACAGUUGAAUAUAAUUGCACUUGAAAAUGUAUACUUAUGAAUCAUUGUCAAAAGAUUUUGAUGUUAAAAACGAAUUUCAAUAAAAAAAAUCCGAAUCACGUUUACUACACUUGUCUUGCAAUCAA
Amblyraja radiata (thorny skate) is the source of this 2379-nucleotide messenger RNA. Its product is annotated as forkhead box protein F2-like. The record is from RefSeq and is a predicted model, not a curated record. Gene Ontology annotation, cellular component: nucleus. Gene Ontology annotation, molecular function: DNA-binding transcription factor activity, RNA polymerase II-specific; RNA polymerase II cis-regulatory region sequence-specific DNA binding. Gene Ontology annotation, biological process: animal organ morphogenesis; regulation of transcription by RNA polymerase II. The transcript has 2 exons. Lineage: Eukaryota; Metazoa; Chordata; Chondrichthyes; Rajiformes; Rajidae. Bases 569 to 1702 code for a protein of 377 amino acids.